Molecule: messenger RNA, 2440 nt
Organism: Monodelphis domestica (gray short-tailed opossum)
Lineage: Eukaryota; Metazoa; Chordata; Mammalia; Didelphimorphia; Didelphidae
Source: RefSeq, a predicted model, not a curated record
CUUUCUUACUUUGUCCUGUACAGGAUCCCUUCUGCCCUCUCUCUUUCCCUCCCACUUUCUCUCCCUCCCUCCCUCCUUCUUUCUCCCUUUUCCUUCCUCUCCCUCUCCCUCUCUCCCUCUCCUUUUUCCUCUCUCUUUCCCUCCCACUUUCUCUCCCUCCCUCCCUCCUUCUCCCUUUUCCUUCCUCUCUCUCCCCCUCUCCUUUUUUCCUUCCCUUCCCUCCCUCCCUCUCUCUCUCCUUCCCUCCUCUAUCUCCCCCUCCAUUUCUCUCUCCCUCCCUUCCGCUCUCUCCCUGCCUCCCUCUCUCCCCCCUCCCUCUCUCCCUCCUUCUCUCUCUCUACCUUUCCCUCUCUCCCUCCCUCCCCCAUCUCUCUGCCUCUCUCUCUCCCUCCCUCCCUUCCUCUGUCUCUCCCUCUCUCUCCUUUCCUCCUUUCUCUCUCCCCCUCCAUUUCUCUCUCCCUCCCUUCCUCUCUCUCUGGCUCUCUGCCUCUCUAUCUCCCCUCCCCUUCCUCCCUCUCUGUUUCCCUCCUUCUCUCUCUCUCCCUCCCUCCCCCUCUGUCUCUCUGCCUCUCUCUCUCCCUCCCUCCUUCUCCCCCUUCCUCCUUCCCUCCCUCCCUCUCUCUCCUUCCUUCCCUCCUUCUCUCACUCCCCUUCCAUUUCUCUCUCCCUCCCUCUAUCUCUGUUUCUCUGCCUCUCUCCCUCCCUCCUUCUUCCUCUCCCUCCCUCCUUCCCUUCCUCCCUCUCUCCCUCUCUUUCUCUUUGUCUAUUUCUCUUUGUUUCUCCUUCUCACUGUCUGCCUCUUUCUCUCUUGUGCUCCAUCUCUGUCUCCGUCUUUAUCAGUCUUUGUCUCUCUGGCUCUUCCUGCACUGGAUCUCUCUGAUCCCUUGCCUUUUCUCUUCUCUCUUUUAUUUCCCCUUGUUCUCUAGGAUCAGAGAGCCUGGGACAGGGUUUGGACUUGUGAUUUCAUUGGUUUAGAGGACUCCUGGAUGAGGAAAUUCCCUUUGCCAAUGCAAGUUGGCACUUUCCCUGCAAUUUACAGUCUUGGAGACUUGCCUGGAAGCGGUGACAGGUUAAGUGAUUUGCCCAGGGUCCCGUGGUCAGUGGGGGUUUUGUAGGUAAUUCUCUAUGAUGGACGGUUCUCAGAAAAAAGGUCCCGAGGAACAUCUCCACAUGGUCACCCCUCUCCUGGAAAGCUGGACGCUCUCCCAGGUUGCAGGCACCACUGUCUAUCUAAAGCUGGAGAAUAUCCAGCCUACUGGCUCCUUCAAGAUCAGGGGCAUAGGACACUUCUGCCAGGAGGUGGCCAAGAAGGGUUGCAAACACUUGGUGUGCUCCUCAGGGGGGAAUGCAGGUGUGGCUGCUGCUUAUGCUGCCAGAAAGCUGGGCAUUCCAGCCACCAUUGUGCUGCCCAAAGGUGCCAACCCAAAUCUGCUUCGGAGACUGGAGAGGGAGAGAGCUGAGGUGCAGAUGGUAGGGAAGGUAUGGGACGAUGCCAAUUUGAAGGCCCAGGAAUUGGUCAAAACAUAUGGUUGGGUGGAAGUUCACCCCUUUGACCACCCAUUGAUCUGGGAAGGCCAUGGCAGCAUGAUUCAUGAACUGAAGGAUACUCUGGGUACCCAGCCUGGUGCCAUCAUCCUCUCUGUAGGGGGUGGAGGCCUCCUAGCAGGUGUUGUGGCAGGAAUGAAGGAGGUGGGCUGGCAAGAUGUCCCCAUCAUCGCCAUGGAGACCCGGGGUGCUGACUGCUUUAACCAAGCUAUUCGAGCUGGGAAACUUGUCACUUUGCCUGACAUUACCAGCCUGGCAAAGUGUCUGGGUGCCAAGACAGCGGCUGCUCGGGCACUGGAGUGUAUACAUGAGUGCCAGAUCAUCUCAGUGGUGGUGGAUGACGAGGAUGCCAUACAAGCCAUCGAACGCUUCCUUGAUGAUGAACGGAUGUUGGUGGAACCAGCCUGUGGGGCUGCUUUAGCGGCUCUCUAUUCAGGCUGCGUGGGCCAGCUGCAGGCGGAGGGCCGCCUCAGCUCCUCUCUGGGCUCCAUCGUGGUUAUUGUAUGUGGUGGAAACAGCAUCCAUCGCGCCGAGCUGAGGGCCCUCCGAGCCCAGCUGGAUGGGAACCGAGUGGCCUUGCCCUAGGAGGCUCCAGUGGGGUUGCUGAGGUUUAAACUCUCCAUUGUAAUCCUUGGCUCUAAAUGAUGCUCUCAACAAGGACCCCUGGAGAAAAUCAGCCAUUCAGAGUGCCUUCCUCCUCCUGGAAGCCUUCCCUGAUUGUGCCAAUCUCUAAUGAUUUCUCUCUUGUCUAACCAUUUUCUUCUUUGUCUCUCCAACUAGACUGUAAUCGGAGAUGUGCCUUGUGUUUUGGCAUCAACCCUCUUAGCCCAGUCUCCCAGCGGUAACACAGGGCUGGGGCCAUGGCAAAUACUCAAUAAAAAUUUUGUAGUUUGAA